CAUGUAGGGAUGCUAUUUGAACAACAGGUGGCGCUGGAGAGUCGAGGCACUGAAUGACGUCAUCCAUCGCUGUCAGGUGACAAAACAAGGAAAAAGGAAGACCGAGACGAGAUAUCCCGGAUCUCCCGGGACCGAUGGCGGAUUGAAAACAAGCCUAAAGCUGAAUUUUAGUUUGAAAGUAUCAGCGCGAAGGAAGUAUGGAGGAUGAUGAACUUCCGUCAGCGGAUGGGAUGGGUGGGCAUGGCUCUCUACUUGCUGCUCAGCGUCAUGCUGGUGUAUUACGUCUUUGAGGUUCACAGCUUCAGUCUGGAGCGCGUGCAGAGGGGCGGGACCAGCUCCUCGGCUCCGCCCCUCACCACCAGCUGGUCUCAGAGCCUCAGCGCUCGUCUGUCGCCGCUUCCAGUCUGGAUGUGGGCAUCGGUCUUCCUGCUGCCCUACCUGCAGCUCUUUCUUUUCCUCUUCUCUUGUACAAGAACUGACCCUCGAGCAGUCGGCUACUGCGUACUUCCUGUCUGCCUCGCCCUGCUCUGCAGCCGUCGCCAUGCUGCCCACAAGCCGGCUAAUCGGAGAGACCCGCCACUCAUCGACACGUAGAGGGGCGGGGCCUCAAAGAGAGGACGAUGCUGUUGAACAAACUGAACUGUUUGUGUCGAUGUUUGUGAUGUCACUUCCUGUGUGCCUUUAAACAAUUCAACAAACACUCCUGUGGGAACCCUUCGCCUUGUCUGAGAGGAGAAGAGUCCAGACCGCCCUGAGCGCCGACUGCCAGGAUCAGCAGCCUUCCUGUCUGUUCCUCAGUACAGACCUUUCACUCUGCAGCUGUCUGUUCUUGUAACACCAGAGAAAUUUGUGCCGACUGCUGUGUGGCGCGCCUCCUGCUGCGUCUGUGGCCAGUUUAACCAGUUACCUGAAGCGUCAGUGCUGUUGCUAUGGUUACCUGCAGCUGGAGGUGAAACUGGGGCACAGUCCGAGCACAGCGCUCGCAGUUUUUUCUUGCUCGGUGAGCGUGUCAGCAAUCAGACGUGUCCACGGCGACUUACAGAAACGUCGCAGCACAACACACUGCAGGUUGUGUUUAAACAAAUGUUCUGUCAGGGCUGGCAGCUGCCAGCCACUCAAAAUAUUUAAUGAGUCACAUGACACAUACUGAUUACCAGUUAACUUUAUUACAUCAAUAAAAUGAAAAAAAAACCGUGUAGUUUCACUUUG
Messenger RNA from Scatophagus argus, 1209 nucleotides. It is a transcript of the gene lyset, whose product is annotated as transmembrane protein 251. The coding region runs from base 205 to 594 and encodes 129 amino acids. Lineage: Eukaryota; Metazoa; Chordata; Actinopteri; Scatophagidae. The transcript has 2 exons. The record is from RefSeq and is a predicted model, not a curated record.